UCAGGAAAAUGAGGCAGCCUCCUCGUAUGACGAAUGGUGUACUAAAACCCUCAAAAAAAUGAAAGAAGCGUCCCCAUUGAGCUUGAAAGUUACUUUACAAUCUAUACGAGAAGGUAGAUUCCAAUCUCUUGAUCAGUGUCUGGCACGUGAAUAUCGGAUUACUGUCAAUAGCAUCUCCAAAAAGAUCUCUAAUGACUUCUGUGAGGGUGUUCGAGCACGAUUAGUGGAUAGAGAUUUUGCUCCAAAGUGGGAUCCUCCAAGUUUAGGAGAUGUAAGUAAAGAUAUGGUUGACUGCCAUUUCUCCCCUUUUAAUGAAUUGGAGCCAGAACUGGAGCUUCCAACAGCAACGCGAGAACCUUAUUUCUGAGAUAGAUUACACAAGGA
Molecule: messenger RNA, 384 nt
Organism: Pistacia vera
Lineage: Eukaryota; Viridiplantae; Streptophyta; Magnoliopsida; Sapindales; Anacardiaceae
Product: 3-hydroxyisobutyryl-CoA hydrolase-like protein 2, mitochondrial
Exons: 4
Coding region: 59-367 (102 amino acids)
Biological process (GO): L-valine catabolic process
Molecular function (GO): 3-hydroxyisobutyryl-CoA hydrolase activity
Source: RefSeq, a predicted model, not a curated record